AAAAUUCUGUCGUCAAAAAAGGGAAGUGAAUAUGUGGUAUAAGUAUACGAUUUCUGACAUUAAUAUUUUCUGUUCAAUCUACCAUUUUCAGCUGCAUUUUAUGAUUUACAGUAUGGUUGAAACUUUUUGUUUAAACUUCUUUUUACUUUGUGACUGGAGGGUAACCUCCGUCGACAAAAUAUUGUGAACUGUUUUUGCGUUGAGUGUUCGCACCUAUAUAUGUCCCGUCGUUCGCGAUUUUUAUCCGGGAAUACGACGGGAAAGGAAAAUAUGCCGGGAGAGGAAUAUAUACAGGGGUGCUUGUACCGGCACGUUUCUUUUGCAUGUCGUCCGCUCGUAAUAUACUACAUUUUGUAUAAAGUCACAAAGUGUGUUACCUACGGUCACUUGUUUGAAUUGUGGGAAAUCAAACUGUCCUCAUGGGGAAAUAAGGCUUAUGUUUUUUCGUUAGCACUAGAGAACCACGGAAAUUAUGAAACAAAAAAGGAAAGUUAUGUUUACACUUACAGGCUCAAAACGUCAGACACUUCAAGAUUGACAAACUUUACUUUCACACGCUCAAAGCGUCUCUGAUAUGAAUUGGCGAUUUAGGUGGGGUCUGGGGGUUCAUUUUUCUUCAAUCAAGAUUAACAAUACCAAAACUAACAAUCGUUGGACGUUGGCGAAAAUUACCGACAAAAAAGAUUGACAAACUUUACUUUCACACGCUCAAAGCGUCUCUGAUAUGAAUUGGCGAUUUAGGUGGGGUCUGGGGGUUCAUUUUUCUUCAAUCAAGAUUAACAAUACCAAAACUAACAAUCGUUGGACGUUGGCGAAAAUUACCGACAAAAAAGAUUGACAAACUUUACUUUCACACGCUCAAAGCGUCUCUGAUAUGAAUGGGCGGUUUAGGUGGGGUCUGGGGGUUCAUUUUUCUUCAAUCAAGAUUAACAAUACCAAAACCAACAAACUGGCGGUAAAACCCGACAAAGGUCAGCGAUACGGGCGUGACUUGUCUGACAACCUGUCAAUCACAGGGGUCCGGACUUGCACGUAACGCAUUGAUAUAAAUUAACCCCAAGUGACCAGUGAAGUCAAUCGCUAGUUGUGUGUCAUUCACGCGGCAUGGCUUCAGUGCAGGAUGAAGUUAUGUCCGGGCAGCCUACAUCCCGUCGUGGUAACCGACCAAAGGAGGCUGUAUUUUGGUUCCCCAUCGACAAAUCUACUGGGCAUGGUCCCACAAAACUUGUGAAGAAUGAAGGGGCGCUGUCCACCAAAAUGUGGGUUACAGUACGCUGGGGCAAUGAGGGGGACGUGCUGGCUUUGAUCCUGUAUCUCGGAGCCGAGAUAGGAGAGUGUAAGCGGGCAGAAAAUGCCGUGGACACCAGCAAUCUUCCACAAAUGAGCGACUACAACACAGGAGACACCAGCUGGGAAGGCGACAUCCGCAUGAACGGAGGAAAGAAGAAAAGGAAAGACCAGACUGCUGGCAGUUCUCAGAGCACAGAAAAUGUCCAACCACCAAACAAAAAACAAAAAACCGCCAAGAAGUCGAAGCAAGGGUCGCAAAAGACUAGGACACGAAUGCCGAAUGAGUAUCUCCUUUACGUGCCAGCCCUUCAGCAGACGAAGGUAAUCAACGAGGGGUGGGUAGACACCAAAGGCGCUGCUGUCGGCGACACUGUACGCUUUACAUAUGUGGAAAAGACGUACAGCGGAGAAGUUAUUGCUGUGUCUGACGACAUGGGGGACAUCAGGCGUGCCAGGACAAACUUCCUGCUGACCAACGAGUCUGUAGACGACCAAGAAAAUCAGGUUAGUUUGUAGCCUCUUUUACGGGAGCAAUAGAAAUUUCAUUUGCAAGUUCGUACAAGAAGGCUAACUGCAAGUACAUGGUAGAAACGCAGGGGUCACACAUGGACAGCGACAUAUUGUAAAGAUGAACUAUAAAAAAUAGUGUUGGCUUUAUCUACACGGGAUGGGUUUGACUUUGUUUUGACACACAUCCACACCUUUCAUUCCUAAUCAAGUACUAGUAUGUGUGAUAAGAUCAUCUUCAUUCGACCUGUAGCUAACAAUGCCAAAAAAUGGCUUACCCUAUCAAAGGUUCUCGCAUUAAACGUUGGAAAUGGAAACAUACGCCUUACCGCCUCUUACGUCUUGUUUAAUCACUAUUCAGGAAAUGCUGGUUGGACGGUCGCCAGAAGGAA
Branchiostoma floridae (Florida lancelet) is the source of this 2189-nucleotide messenger RNA. RefSeq lists its product as uncharacterized. The record is from RefSeq and is a predicted model, not a curated record. NCBI's taxonomy places the organism in Eukaryota, Metazoa, Chordata, Leptocardii, Amphioxiformes, Branchiostomatidae. The coding region runs from base 1105 to 1806 and encodes 233 amino acids. The transcript is spliced from 4 exons.